Penicillium antarcticum is the source of this 627-nucleotide messenger RNA. RefSeq lists its product as uncharacterized. Bases 1 to 627 code for a protein of 208 amino acids. The transcript is spliced from 2 exons. NCBI's taxonomy places the organism in Eukaryota, Fungi, Ascomycota, Eurotiomycetes, Eurotiales, Aspergillaceae. The record is from RefSeq and is a predicted model, not a curated record.
AUGACAUUCACCACCCUACCCCUGGAGGUCAAACUCCUGAUCAUCGCAAAGUUCGCGGGUGAUCAUCUGACACCGGGCAGACUGGGUUCCUGCAACAAAGAGCUCGCCAACCUUGGGAAUCAAAGAAGACGUGAUAAACUGUCGCAUUUCCGGUUGCAGUCUGCUCUUCAAUUCUACUGGCUACGCUUGGAUAUCGUGCUGGUGAUUCUGCUAACAUCCCUCCCUUUCCUGGAGAGCCUCGAGAUCGGUCUUGGACAUGGAAAUUACACUGGUUUCGAUAAUGACUUUUUGGUUGAUGACUUGGUGCAAGAUAUCUUGUGCAAAAUUCCAAGUGGAACAGUCUUGAUUGACUCAAAGCCUGUCCUUCAACGGUUGACUCAUUUGAAAAUCGAAUGCCGCGACUCUUCCGCCGGCGACCCCCUUCCUCUUAUGAGCUGGCUGCAGUUACCCUCGCUGACACACUUCUUUGGCUCAAAAUGGGGCAGUCACAACCUCGAAGAGAAUGAUAUCAAAAAUCUACCUAACAGAUUCUCGCCAUCAAUCAUUCACCGGGAAUUCCGCGAUUACGCACUCACUGCUCCCUAUCUCCAUCGCCUCCUGACGGAUGUGAAUUCCUCGAGACCUUGA